Symbiodinium necroappetens is the source of this 1905-nucleotide messenger RNA. The record is from the annotation of a GenBank genome assembly. Lineage: Eukaryota; Dinophyceae; Suessiales; Symbiodiniaceae.
GACCGCCUCAGCCUCGCCAAAGCGGCCUUCGAGGAGAGUGUGGAAAAGCUUCGCGCGGAGUUCGAUCGUGUCCAGCAGCAUGCGCAAGAUUUGGCAUCAAUUUGCGUACAGGACGGUAAUGGCCAGACUCCCAUUGCUGAUCUUACUGCCAUGGCUUGCGCAGACGUUGCCAAACUUCGGGACGAGACUGCGCAGCCGAUGCAAGAAGAGAUGGUGAUUGCAGAGAUCGAUACGUGCACCACAAAUGCCUUGGAGAUGUCAGAGAAUGUUUUGGACGUUGUGAACUGUCGCGAGGAAGCCGAAGCCCUCCGGAAACGGCGAGAGAUGCAAAUGCCCAGCUCGUGUACCGGCGGGAAAACCGAAGCCGAGCUCGAAAAGUUUGACCGGAGGGCUGCCUGGUUGAACAUUGUCCCUGCGAUCGUUAUCGUGGCCAAUGCCCUCGUCAUUGGCAUCAGCCUCGAUCUCUAUCGUGGUCACAUUGGCUGGCAGGUGCUGGAAUACGUCUUCGUGGCCUUCUAUACCUUCGAAUUUCUCGCCAAGGUAUGGAUGUAUGGCUGGAGCUGGUACUGGUGUGGCCCAGAGCGUGCAUGGAACCUCUUCGACAUUGCUUGCUUGCUUGUCAUGUAUGUGGACGUAGCAGUCGCCACGAUGCUGCUGCUGCAGGGCCGUGAUAGCUCCGACGCCGAGGCCAUCUCCUCCUUGAAUUUGAUGAAGAUCUUCCGCCUGGCGCGUCUGGCCCGCCUGAUCCGCGCACUGCGCUUCCAGGUCUUCCAUGAGCUCAAGCUGAUCGUACUCGGUGUCUUCUCCGGAUUGCGCGUGAUCUGCUGGGCCAUCGUCCUCCUGGUGGUGCUUGUUUAUAGCAUCGGGGUUGGCAUGCGCAACUUCGUGGGAGAGGGACCUCAAGAAUCCGGCGUGGAGUUUGAGGAGUUCGAGACCGUGGCCGCUGCCAUGUUCACCUGUUUCCGGUGCUUCACGGAUGGCUGCAGCGCGUACGACGGGACCCCACUGUCUGAGCGCCUCCGGGAAGCGUAUGGGGGCCCAUUCAUUGUCGGCUACAUCUUCGUCACCAUGUUGGUGACGGUGGGCGUGUUCAACUUGAUAAUGGCCGUUUUUAUCGAGAACGUGAUGAGUUCCCAGUUCGCUCACAAGCAGACUGAAAUCGCAGACACUGCUUUGGGAAUGGAAACAAAGAUCAAGGACAGAAUCAUUCGCAAGUUGGGCUUGAAGAGGAGCAGUUUCCGAUUAUCGCCUGACCUCAAGACAAGAUCGGAAGGUCUGGACGAAGUCUUGCAAGUCGGUGGUCGGAACAUCUCAAGGGACGAGUUCGACAUGUGGCUUCGUGAUCCAGAUUUCGUGCGCGUGCUGGAUGAGGCCAGCAUCGACGUUUCGGCCCAGGUAGGCUUGUUUGAUGUGCUCGACGCAGAUGCGGGAGGAGAGCUAAGUGUGCGUGAGCUGGUCACUGGUCUCAUGAGCCUUCGCGGGCCCGUCACAAAGGGUGAUGUAAUUGGGAUGAGUUUGAAGAUUCGCUACCUGGUGAGCAUGCUUGAGGCGCAGCUACGGCUAAGAGCCCAGCGCGCUUGUUUCGUGGCAUGUGGCCUGCAUGCACUGUACAGUGUAGAGGCCCUCUUAUCACGAGGCUACUGCUACCUAGCCUCUGGCGCAGAGGAGCGGGCGCAGCGUGACUUUGCGGAAGUCAUCCACAAGGACGCAGGAUACAACCGGAAUGCCUAUGUCCUCAUGUCCUUGUCCCUAAAGAGACUGGGGGACCUUGGUGGCGCCAUCCGCUACCUGAACCGCUGCCUGAGCGUACAGGAUUUCGAGCGUGCCCGCGCGGACUUCCGGCAGGUGUUGCAGGAAGAGCUGGGGCACCCAGCCUGCUGCUACGGGUGCUGUUCUUAUUACUAA